UGUUCUCCGAAAAACAUGACCCGAAUAUUUUUAGUCUGCAACACGGAGGCCGUCUGGGCCAGACGAGUUUAAAACAUGGUCCAAUAGUGAGUAAUAAAACGGGUCAAUAUAACACGAGCUCACCAUGUUAAAAUAUAACGAUUGGGAGCGUGUAAUUUAGACACAGCUGCGACAAUGUUGUUCAGAUUCGGCGUCAUUGUCACCCCGGAGUGCUCGGACGAGGAGGUUUUGGUCCUGGGCUCUCGGGAGGAGAUGGGCCACUGGGACCCGAGCAGAGCCGUGCGGAUGAAAGCCUCGCAGACGCUCCCGUCACCAGAGGAGCCCUGUCUGUACACCGUGGACGUGCAGCUGGCGGAGCCGUACACAGACACACUGUGGUUCAAGUUCAUCAAAAGGGCCAGAGGCAACUCUAUCUGGGAAGGUAGCGGUCCGAGCCAUGACAGGUGUUGUUCAUACGAUGACAGGAAUGUGGUGGAUGGAGUGUACUGCCACCCGAUUGGCCACUGGAUUGAGCAAACGGGACACACGGAUGAGAUGAGACACACCACCAACUUUUACUUCAGGGUGGCGGGUCAGAAAGCCAUCCAUUUCUCCAGGGUGCUGCCACGUGUGUGGCUGGGCAGCUGCCCUCGACAGGUGGAGCACGUGUCGAUCAAGAUGAAGCGGGAGCUCGGCAUCACUGCCGUGAUGAACUUCCAGACGGACUGGGACGUGGUGAACAACUCCCACGGAUGCAGGCGCAACCCCGAGGAGACCAUGACCCCCGAAACCAUGAUGCAACUCUACAAAGAUUCCGGCCUUGUGUAUGUUUGGAUGCCGACGCCCGACAUGAGCACAGAGGGUCGCAUCAGGAUGCUUCCUCAGGCUGUAUUCUUGCUUCACGGUCUCCUGACCAACGGUCACAGCGUCUAUGUUCACUGUAACGCUGGAGUAGGCAGGUCCACGGCAGCCGUGUGUGGCCUGCUGAUGUUCGUCUUUGGCUGGUCCUUGAGGAAGGUCCAGUACUUUGUCACUGCGAGGAGGCCAGCGGUAUACAUAGACGAGGAAGCUUUGGUCCGAGCCCAGCCUGACUUCAUUCAGAAGUUUGGCCACCUGCCAGCACCCAUCUCUUGCCCAGAGACAUGACAGCUAAGUCUACCAUCCUUCAAAUUAGAAGCACAAACUGAAGUUUUGAAAAUCUCAACCACACUUUUAAGAAACUAUAAUCUGAUUCCUUACAGAUGUUAAAAA
Cololabis saira (Pacific saury) is the source of this 1230-nucleotide messenger RNA. It is a transcript of the gene epm2a, whose product is annotated as EPM2A glucan phosphatase, laforin. NCBI's taxonomy places the organism in Eukaryota, Metazoa, Chordata, Actinopteri, Beloniformes, Belonidae. The coding region runs from base 175 to 1125 and encodes 316 amino acids. The transcript has 4 exons. Gene Ontology annotation, molecular function: protein tyrosine/serine/threonine phosphatase activity; protein tyrosine phosphatase activity; starch binding. Gene Ontology annotation, cellular component: cytoplasm; nucleus. Gene Ontology annotation, biological process: protein dephosphorylation. The record is from RefSeq and is a predicted model, not a curated record.